Messenger RNA from Cygnus atratus (black swan), 1257 nucleotides. RefSeq names its product RNA polymerase II subunit C (gene POLR2C). The transcript is spliced from 9 exons. Gene Ontology annotation, biological process: DNA-templated transcription. Gene Ontology annotation, molecular function: protein dimerization activity; DNA-directed RNA polymerase activity; DNA binding. The record is from RefSeq and is a predicted model, not a curated record. Lineage: Eukaryota; Metazoa; Chordata; Aves; Anseriformes; Anatidae. Bases 58 to 885 code for a protein of 275 amino acids. Gene Ontology annotation, cellular component: RNA polymerase II, core complex.
GGUGGGGCGGGGCGGCGGCGGCGGCGGCGGCGGCGGCGGCGGCGGUGGGGGGCGGCCAUGCCGUACGCCAACCAGCCCACGGUGCGCAUCACCGAGCUGACGGACGAGAACGUCAAGUUCAUCAUCGAGAACACGGACCUGGCGGUGGCAAACUCCAUUCGAAGAGUAUUCAUAGCAGAAGUUCCCAUUAUCGCUAUUGACUGGGUCCAGAUAGAUGCCAACUCCUCUGUCCUUCAUGAUGAAUUUAUUGCCCACAGACUGGGUCUCAUCCCACUCACCAGUGAUGACAUUGUGGAUAAGAUGCAAUAUUCCAGAGACUGCACAUGUGAUGAGUUCUGUCCAGAGUGCUCUGUGGAGUUUACUCUUGAUGUCCGGUGCAAUGAAGACCAGACUCGUCACGUUACAUCCCGUGAUCUCAUCUCCAACAACCCCCGUGUCAUACCGGUAACAUCUCGGAGCAGAGAUAAUGACCCCAAUGACUAUGUGGAGCAGGAUGACAUCCUGAUUGUGAAGCUGCGGAAGGGCCAGGAGCUCAAGCUGCGAGCCUAUGCCAAGAAGGGCUUUGGCAAGGAGCACGCCAAGUGGAACCCCACGGCUGGCGUAGCCUUCGAGUAUGACCCAGACAAUGCACUGAGGCACACAGUGUAUCCCAAGCCAGAGGAGUGGCCUAAGAGUGAAUACUCGGAGAUCGAUGAGGAGGAUGCUCAAGCCCCAUAUGACCCCAAUGGGAAGCCUGAGAGGUUUUAUUACAAUGUGGAGUCCUGCGGCUCUCUGCGCCCAGAAACCAUCGUUCUCUCUGCACUGUCUGGCCUGAAGAAGAAAUUGAGUGACCUCCAGACACAGCUGAGCCACGAGAUUCAGAGUGAUGUCCUCACUAUAAACUGAGGUGGCCCCUUGCACAGGAUUGUCCAGGCAGGAGUGAUGCAGAAGGUUCCUGUCUCUGCAUGGCAGCACCCUAGCCUGAGGCUUUUGCCUCCCCAUCUCCCUCUGCCUUUCCUGGCCCAGUUCUGCUGGUCAGUGACACCUCUUUCCUGGCUCUCCCUUCCCAGAGAAAGCCAUCAUGACACAUAAGGUAAAAGAAGAAAUCUGUAAAUGUCUUGACUGGGAUGGGAGUGGGCUUUGUCUCUAAGUGAGCCCAGAGUUUUGGACUUUAACCACAGGACAGUUGGGAUCGGGAAGCACAUACCUUGGUUAUACAACCCUAUCUUAUUUACAUGUCCGUUCCUUCCUGUGCUGAAUAAAGCCUUACCCCCCCUA